This is a messenger RNA of Morchella importuna, 279 nucleotides long. RefSeq lists its product as uncharacterized. The record is from RefSeq and is a predicted model, not a curated record. The coding region runs from base 1 to 279 and encodes 92 amino acids. NCBI's taxonomy places the organism in Eukaryota, Fungi, Ascomycota, Pezizomycetes, Pezizales, Morchellaceae. The transcript is spliced from 2 exons.
AUGAAUUCCUCAAAUCUCACCAGGAGCGAUGUAAUCGCUAUUGUUAUCGGAGUUGCAAAUACACUGCUGGCACACAGAGAUGAAGAAAACCUCGUAUCGGAAGCCGCAGAAAACGAGAUCGAGCUCGGAGCUACCCCACUACGGCGCCUGAAUAGCAGUAAGGCAUGCGCAGUCAACCAGCGCUACAGCUUCACAGAGCUGUCAAGAGUGCUGGAAUCUCCUCCACCAUACCCUAAUCUCCCCCAAAAACCAUCAGCAGCAAAGCUAAAUAACGCUUAA